Messenger RNA from Dicentrarchus labrax (European seabass), 4586 nucleotides. Its product is annotated as fibrous sheath CABYR-binding protein-like. NCBI's taxonomy places the organism in Eukaryota, Metazoa, Chordata, Actinopteri, Moronidae. Gene Ontology annotation, biological process: peptidyl-aspartic acid hydroxylation. Gene Ontology annotation, cellular component: membrane; endoplasmic reticulum. The transcript has 12 exons. Bases 123 to 1937 code for a protein of 604 amino acids. The record is from RefSeq and is a predicted model, not a curated record. Gene Ontology annotation, molecular function: peptidyl-aspartic acid 3-dioxygenase activity.
GAUAGGAGGUGAGACCAGGAGGCAGAGCUCCCCUUUUCCCAUAGCGGGGACUGCAUGCCGUCUUUGUGGCCAGCUAACCUCUUAUUUGGUCAAUCGGCAAGCCUGGCCGUCAGUCGGCAGGGAUGGGUGAUCCAGCUACCCUGGUCGAGUCUGCCACCCCUACCAUCGUCACGGCAAUCCCUACGGUGAUAGCUGGGGAAAUGCAAGAUGGUACGAAGACCCAAUCCGCCAACAAGAAUGGGAAGAAGUCAGACUCUGGGUCCAGCAGCAGCAGCUUCUUCACCUGGUUCAUUGUCCUGGCCCUGCUGGGUGUCUGGACAUCUGUAGCCGUGGUCUACUUUGACCUGGUCGACUAUCAGGGAGUCCUCGACAAGGCUAAGGGCUUACAAAUUAACCUGUCUGAGGCCUUGCAAGGUAAACUGGUGGCAUACGAUACAGAUGGCGAUGGUGAUUUUGAUGUCGAGGAUGCUAAAGUACUCCUAGGACUGAAAGAGAAGGCUGUUGUCGUCGCUGCCCGUCGGGAAGAAGCCGGCACCCCAGUGGAGACCCCUGAACCUGAACCAACACUAGAAGCUAUUAUUGAGCCUGAACCUGUGCCUGUUGAAGAUGUGAUUGAAGCUGCUGUAGCAGAGGACACUUCUGCACCACCACCAGAGCCUGAGCCUGAACCUGUGGCUGAACCUGAACCUGAACCUGAGCCAGAGCCUGUGGAGACUCCUGAGGUGAUUGAGGAGGAUCCAGAGGUGCUGGAGGAGGAGGAUCCAGAGGUGCUGGAGGAGGAGGCUCCUGCUGUGGAGGAGGAGGAGGAGGAGGAAGCCCCUGUAGAGGAGGCUGCUCCAGUUGAGGAGGAGACAGCAGCUGGAGAGGUUGCAGAGGAGAUGAUGGCAGACCAGCCUGAAGAGGUCACAGAGGAGGAACUGGAAACAGAGGAGGCUGUGGAGGAGGCCGAGGAGGUGGCCGAUGAUGUAGAGAGUGCAGUGGCAGAAGAAGCUGUCGAGGAGGCUGCUCUUGCAGAAGAAGCUGUUGAAGAGCCUGCUGAAGAGGAGGCAGCACCUUCAGAAGCAGCUGUCGAGGAUGUAGCGGAAGAGGAGGAGGCAGCUCCUUCAGAGGAACUUGCUGAGGAGCCUGCCGAAGAGGAGGCAGCACACGCUGAAGAAGCUGAAGAGGAGGCGGCACCCGCUGAAGAAGCUGAAGAGGAGGCGGCACCCGCUGAAGAAGCUGAAGAGGAGGCGGCACCCGCUGAAGAAGCUGAAGAGGAGGCGGCACCCGCUGAAGAAGCUGAAGAGGAGGCGGCACCCGCUGAAGAGGAGACAGCACCUGCAGAAGAAGCUGAAGAGGAGGCAGCACCUCUAGAGGCAGCUGUGGAGGAGGUAGCUGAAUUAGAGGCAGCUGUGGAGGAGGUAGCUGAAGUAGAGGCAGCUGUGGAGGAGGUAGCUGAAGUAGAGGCAGCUGUGGAGGAGGUAGCUGAAGUAGAGGCAGCUGUGGAGGAGGUAGCUGAAGUAGAGGCAGCGGUGGAGGAGGUAGCUGAAGAAGAGUCAGCUCCUGCUGAGGAGCCUGCUGCAGAGGAGGCAUCUCCAGCAGAGGAAGCUGUUGAGGAUGCAGUAGCAGAAGCGGAGCCAGCACCUUCAGAAGAAGCUGAGGAGGAGGAGGCGGCAGUACCUUCAGACGAGCCAGCUGAUGAAGAGGAGGAUGCUCCUUUAGAAGAGGCUGCUGAGGAGCCCGCUGAAGAGGAGGCAGCUCCCUCAGAAGAGGCAGAGGAGGAGGAGGCAGCAGCAGACACAGAGGCAACUCCAGAAGAAGUAGAGGAGCAGCAAACAGUACCAGUCACAGAGACAGAAGAAGAAGUAGCAGCAUACGAGGCAGAGGAGGCAGCAGAAGAAGAAGCAGAGUUUGCCGAGAUAGAGGAACAGAUUCAGGAUGAGCCCACAGAAACGUAGAGGCUGCCGUGGUCGUCGCUGUGACGGAGCAGGGACCCACUGAUGUUGCAUCAGCACCAUCUGAGUGCGCUCAGAGCGAUGAUGCACCUCUCCACCUCCAGAGAAAGUCGCUAUGACAACACUCGCCUCCCCCCCCUCCCCAUCUGUCUCUCCCUCCUUUGAGUUUCCCUUCUGGUAUAAAUGUGUGAGAUGAUGGAUGAAUUGUUUACUAAUACGGUACUCCUGUUUUUACCCCUCAUGUCUUCACCUUUCUUUUUUCUUUAAAAUAGAGCAUCCGUUUUCAUGUUUGUUCAGGGCGGUUUUGUGUGACUGGCCUGAUGCUCAGGUCAUGUGAAGUCUAUGUGCUCUACUAGCCGCCAGUCUGUAUCUGCAAGAGCUGUAACAAUAAACCAGACUAGAACUUUAUUUUGAAGUGUCUUAGUUUGGCUUCCUGGAACUAAAUUCUGUUGCCAAGUAAACUGAAGCCAUAACUGAGCCCUUAUUUGGCAGUUUCAGAUCAGUCUCACAGUUAAGACUCUGGUCUAGACAGUGAGCUCUUUUUGACUUUGUCGGUUCAGGAGCUUCAGAUUCUAACGAAAGUCUUUCUCUGAACACUGCAGAGAGUCUCCAGUCUGAGCUGGAGUUUCCCCCAUUCCUCCUGCUGAGAGAAAUCAGCUCGAUGGAGGUAACAAAUGUAUCUUUGAAAUGUAGUAAUCAAACUAAAAGUGUCAUGUUCCGUUUUCAGUUCUGGUCAGUGUUGUAGACUCUAUGCAAAGCUGUCGGGAUGUCCGUCACCCACCUCCCUCCACCCUCCCUCACCCCCCCUCCUCACCUAGCCAUUUUAUUUACCACUCAGUAUGUGUUGACUCCAGGAUGAGCCAUAUGCUAGCAUGUGAAUUCAGAGACAGAGUGUGUGUGCGUGUGCGUGCGUGCGUGUGCGUGUGUGUGCGUGUGUGUGCGUGUGCGUGCGUGUGUGUGUGUGUCCCCCAUGUCCCCCAUGAUGAGCGUGUUUUUUGUGUGUUGACAGAUCUUAAUCUCUAAUCCUUUCUGUGAGCCGUAGCUAUCAGGAUAUAGUAUGUGAGACGUUGGUUUCCUUCUGAUUUGUUCUCUAACUACCUUUACCUCUGUGUGUUUGUGUUCUGUAGAUGCCUAGCUGUUCUUUUCCAUAUUUUCAGAUUACCAAGACCAUCUUAACUAGACUAUCAGAUACUUUUGAACUGAAGUUGUGACUUCACUUCAGCUCCGUAAAUUUAAACUGUGAUGUAAAUCAGGACACCAUGGACAGUGCAAAGUUGUCCCGCUGUGGUGUAAAGAUUGUUUUGUUUUUUUCCCCCGAACAUACCAGCUAUACAUGGAUCCAGCCUAGUGGGCUGAUUCAGGCAGGACAGUUCGCGCUGAAGCCUUUUAACCCUGUGUGAUCCAGAUUCUGCCCUCUCUGGCUCACAGAGGGUUAAAUAGAUCAGGCAUCAUACUCCUGUGGAGGUCAGCCAUGACUCACUGACCGACACCCGUUAAAGUGGCGAAACUUUGCUGUGUGUUUAAUUUACUUUAAAGGGAAAUUCUGUGAUAUUUCUUUAGUCACUGUUCCCUUUUCCUUUUGACACUAGGUGUUUUUUAAUUGAUCGGUGGUAGGAGGGCUCCUGCAGGCCCAAAAGAUCGAACAUCUUACACAUCAUUCCAUUCCAGGCUCAAAUUGUGGAAUAAAGAACGCCAAAUGAGAGCGUUUUGUAUCUUAUUUUGAAGGUGAUGGCCAGGUCUGUGUCCCUGUUGUAUUAUGAGAUAUAACUGUGACACUAAGAUAGCUUCGGGUGCAGCACUGUGGAUAACACAUUUCUGUUGUGAUACUGACAAUAAACAAUAAGUAGAUCUGAUGUCGUAGGAUUAAUUACACUACUAUAAGUCAAAGAAGUAAAACAUUCCUGUUUUUUUAAUAUCCUUUGGUGUCACAGUCCCACUGUGUGUCCUCACAUACUGUAACUACCAGAUUGUCUUUAGGGAUGCAACACAUUCCAGUGGUGUGCAGUAGUCCUUUUUGUAGGAUGUCUUGUGUUUUCUUUUCUGUAACACUAGCUGUUUUUUUUCUACUUCCGAACACUUUGUAAGUCAAUGUGAACUGAAAAACCUUUUUAACAUUGAAGAUUACAGUCUUUACAGAGAGAGCUUCUAGAUUUUUAAAAGGAACAUUUUUUUAAAAGGACUUGGAGAAAUAAAAUAAAAAACAAACGAAUUUUCUGAAAAUGCUUUGAAAGCUUUUUACAAAGCCAUAAGCUGUUUGUGACAUGCAGGUUUAAGGGGCUGCACUACUUCAGGACACACUUAUUCUCUAAAAAUACAAAAGGAAGAGCAAUACAAUUUAAACUGCAGACCACUGCAGUACCUGGUGAAACAGAUUUUUAUGUUUUUCAUCACUAAUCUUUGAUUAGAAGUCAUGUACAUGCUGGAACGGAUUGUGAUGUUGGACAGACAAAGGAGGAUGCAGUUGUUAACUUACAGUGUGGGGGAAUAAAGUUGUUGGUUAAAAACUGCCUCAGUGUUGUCUGCAGAUGGAUUCUGUCCUGUAGACGACGUGAUUAAGUUAUUGUGAAGCAAAGAUGAAUUGUGAAAGGGAGAUUGAAGUGUCACGGUUUUCUGUAAAUGAUCUGUUGCUGCAAUAAAAGGAUUGGGACAACA